AUGUCAGCUAUCCAGAACCUCCACUCUCUCCACCCCUUUACUGAUGCAAGAAAGGGUGAUGGCCUGCUUCCUGCUGGCACAGAGGAGGACAUCCAUAUGAGAAUUCAACAGAGAAACGGCAGGAAGAAGACCCUGACAACUGUCCAAGAGAUCGCUGAUGAUGACGAUGAAAAGAAACUAGUGAAGGCGUUUAAGAAGAAAUCUGCCUGCAAUGGGACUGUAAGUGAGCAUUCAGAAUAUGGAGAAGAAAUUCAGCUCCAGGGUGACCAGCGCAAGAACACGUGCCGGUUCCUGAUGGAGAUCGGACUGGCUAAGGACGAUCAUCUGACGGCUCAUGGGUUUUCACAAAAUGAGAUGAGACCUCACUCUGCCCGAGGCUCUGUGCCAGCCGCUGUGAGGAAGCCGAAGAAACACCAUGUGAUCGCCAUCUCCGAGGAGUUUGAAGGUUUGGAUGAAUAA
Messenger RNA from Apodemus sylvaticus (European woodmouse), 459 nucleotides. Its product is annotated as eukaryotic translation initiation factor 1-like. The transcript is spliced from 3 exons. Gene Ontology annotation, molecular function: ribosomal small subunit binding; RNA binding; translation initiation factor activity. Gene Ontology annotation, biological process: translational initiation. The record is from RefSeq and is a predicted model, not a curated record. Bases 1 to 459 code for a protein of 152 amino acids. NCBI's taxonomy places the organism in Eukaryota, Metazoa, Chordata, Mammalia, Rodentia, Muridae. Gene Ontology annotation, cellular component: eukaryotic 43S preinitiation complex.